Porites lobata is the source of this 438-nucleotide messenger RNA. The record is from the annotation of a GenBank genome assembly. Lineage: Eukaryota; Metazoa; Cnidaria; Anthozoa; Scleractinia; Poritidae.
UGUCUAGCCAUUUUUGUGGAAUUCUUGCAUUUGAUUCCAGGUCGCACCAAUUGCAGAUCUCAUGCUUUGUGGCAUCAUUUAGCAGUGGCCUGGGAAAAUGUUAAUGGGAGCUACGAGAUAUUUGUAGAUGGCAAGAUUAGGGAAAGAGGAGAGGACUUGGCGAAAGGAGAUCUUAUCAUACCGGAAGGAAACGUUGUUCUCGGAAACGACAAAGAUUCCCAUGUAUCUGCCGGCUUUGAAGCCAGGGAUGCGUUCGUUGGAAACAUUUCCAGAGUUAAUGUUUGGGAUUAUGUGCUUCCACGUGAAACCAUAGAGUUACUUUCUCAGCGAUGCGGGCUGGAGAACGGUAAAACGGUUGGGUGGAGGGACUUUAAGAAUGGAUCUUUCAAUGGUGAGGCCUUCAUUCGGGAACCUUCAUCCUGUCAGGGAGUGGAAUAA